AUGUAUGUGUUUGAGAAAAAGGGAGGGCUACCUAGAGAUGAGGGAAGAAUGGAGCUGUUUCGAAGAACUUUAGAAGUCUGUCAAUUGGUUGAUGUGGGGUUUUUUAGCACAUGGUUUACGUCGGAAGGAGGCAAUUUAUCAGAGACAAAUAUACAAGAACUGUUGGAUAGAGGAGUUGCUACUAUUGAUUGGAUUUCUUUAUUCCUAGAGGUUAAGGUGCAACACUUAGUUCAUUCCUUUUCAGAUCAUUGUCUACUUUUGAUUAAUACAAAAAUGGGUAAAGAUCGACUGAGGAGUAACACUUUUAAAUUGGAAGCCUGGUGGGUUUUGGAGGAUAUUUUUUUUAAAGAAGUCAAACGUUUAUGGGGGUUGUCUUCAGGAAGACUAUUACAGAAAUUGGAUAAUUUGAAGAAAGGCUUGAGUCAAUGGGCAAGGAAAAUUCAAAUGAAUCGAAGGAGGAGGAGACAGGCUCUUACAGAUAAGUUGGCUGAACUGAUGGCCAAUGAUAGAGAUGAGGAAUGUAUGGUGGAGAUGAUCAAUACGAGAAUUCAUUUAAAUCUUGAAAUUGAAAAAGAUGAACGUUACUGGGAGUAG
Molecule: messenger RNA, 594 nt
Organism: Gossypium arboreum
Lineage: Eukaryota; Viridiplantae; Streptophyta; Magnoliopsida; Malvales; Malvaceae
Exons: 1
Coding region: 1-594 (197 amino acids)
Source: RefSeq, a predicted model, not a curated record